AUGGCAUCCUCUAAGGAUUGCGCGGUGUUUGCAAAAGCAAAGCGCGUACAAGAGGUGAAAGAGCAACACAAGAUCUCUUAUGCAGAAGCCGUGAAAAAGGUGGAGGGAAAGCCUCAGGCCCAGGCUGUAGUUAUGGCUCCUCCAAAUGCUUCAAAACGACGAAUAGAGACGCAUGGCAGCCCUAAUCAGGAUUUGGUAGUAAAUAAGGAGUCACUUAUGGCAUUCAUUGUUGAUGUUGUGUAUGGAUCCCGUGGUAAAAAGUCAAGAUCAGAUCUAAUCAAGUGGGUGGUUGAGUCUGCUGGCAGAUUUUUGGGGCUUAAAGACUAUGCUCCCCAGUUGCUGUUCGGCUACAUGAAGGAGGUUCAGGAGGCUCAGGGGGCUCAAAACCAGUCAUCGAGCCAGUCCAGCACCGGCAGUGGGGCAGGGGAUGGAGUCGAGGAAGAAGAAAUUAAUAUGGAGGAAGGGGGGCUUGAGGCCUUCUUUGGGGGGAUUUAG
Molecule: messenger RNA, 495 nt
Organism: Knipowitschia caucasica
Lineage: Eukaryota; Metazoa; Chordata; Actinopteri; Gobiiformes; Gobiidae
Source: the annotation of a GenBank genome assembly